Messenger RNA from Dendronephthya gigantea, 1471 nucleotides. RefSeq lists its product as uncharacterized. The transcript has 5 exons. NCBI's taxonomy places the organism in Eukaryota, Metazoa, Cnidaria, Anthozoa, Malacalcyonacea, Nephtheidae. The record is from RefSeq and is a predicted model, not a curated record. Bases 446 to 1471 code for a protein of 341 amino acids.
UGAGACGCUGUAUGCCGUACAGUGUACUAUGCUGUAGUCUAUUUUGUAAUCGAUAUGAUGCGAUGUUAUAGCCGGAAGGAUGAAUGUUUCAGAAAGCGGUCGGACCGAAACGUACCCAACAAUGCAAUAUCGUAUCCGGAGUUGUAACAUGUCGUAUCUGGAGAUGUUAUGUCGUAUACGGAGAUACAACACGUUGUGUCCAGAGAUGUAAUGUCAUUUCCGAAUAUGUAAUACGUUGUAUCCGGAGAUGCAACAUCGUAUCCGAUGAUGCAAUAUCAUGUCCGGGUGCAACAUCUUGUGUCCGGGGACCUAAUGUGUUAGGUUAAUGUGUAAUAUCGUAUCCGGGGACGCAACAUGUUGCUCUGGAGGUGCGAUAUCGUAUCCGGGAGAAGCAAUGUUGAAGCCAUUGCAUUAAAAUUCAUCUGUAAUUUGGCGCGAAAAUGAUAUGACAACCACGUUUUUGUAUUAUAAAAGCAAGAUGGCGGAGAAAGAUCUUGUAGAAAAGACAACUGCGAUACUUAAGAAUGCGAUAAAAGAACUGGAAGAUUCCAUGAAUGGAAAUUCAAGAUCUAAUGAGCCAUCGACAUCUUCAGCGUCAUCGAUAGCUUCAACGCCGCAACUAGCUGCGCAAAACUUUAGAAGAGUAUUUCCUGGGCUCUGUAGCAGAAAUGUUGCAAAGACUCCUGUUCAUCCUUCAGCACAUCGGCCAGGAUUAAGCACAUAUACUGCGCCAAGAAUUGAACCAAAACCCAAAAGACCCAGGCUUCAGGGGUAUACACCCGUAAGCUUUACUCCAUUGGAAACAUGGACACAUGACGUGUGUAUGCUUGCAAGAUGUGAUGAGAAUACAACACCUGACAGAGAAAGAAUGGAAGUCCUGAUGAGAGCUGGCCUAGGGAAAAUGAAGUUAGUUUUCCCGAACAAGAAAGCCACCCACUCUGAAGUUUGUAGUUUCCUUAAUGAAAAAUUCCCAAGGUUGAAAGAUGGUGGUGGAUUCGAGGUGUUAAGGGCUGUUGGUGGUGGUGGUGGAUCCAGAGCUCUCCAUUUAAUCCCACCUGGGAAGGAUGGGUAUUCUUUGCCAUAUAUAAAAGAGCGGUUCUCUCAAGCGGCAGUAUAUAUGAGGCCAUUACAAGCUGACCUAGAUGAAUCGCCAUUGUUACAUCACGAUACCAGAAGUGGCCACCCAACUGUAAAUUGUGUUUUUUGUAACAAAUCCUUGGACUUUUCUGAAAUUAAGAUACAUAGGCAGGAAUGCCAGCAAAGAAAUACUGAAGGGCAGUCUUCACUUGGAUGCACACCAUCAUCAAGUUCUGAACCUGGGCAUUCUGUUUUAGAGCAAAUAGAGUCUGAUAGACAGUUUGCUGAACUACUAGCUGAAGAUGAUGGAGAUGAAUUGGAAUUGAUAAAGUGCUGUGGAAUCUCUGACCAAACAGAAGAAUUGAAAUGCUCGAUCUCAAUAAACUUUCAUUGA